Wasmannia auropunctata (little fire ant) is the source of this 1735-nucleotide messenger RNA. It is a transcript of the gene Amacr, whose product is annotated as alpha-methylacyl-CoA racemase. Bases 525 to 1670 code for a protein of 381 amino acids. NCBI's taxonomy places the organism in Eukaryota, Metazoa, Arthropoda, Insecta, Hymenoptera, Formicidae. Gene Ontology annotation, molecular function: alpha-methylacyl-CoA racemase activity. Gene Ontology annotation, cellular component: mitochondrion. Gene Ontology annotation, biological process: bile acid metabolic process. The record is from RefSeq and is a predicted model, not a curated record. The transcript is spliced from 6 exons.
AGAAACGCAAAACAGCGAGAAUUAAAAGCUGUACUCUUUAAAAAAAUAUCCUGAUUCAUCAAAUUAAUUUGUAAAUUGAUCCGCUUACAUACAUUAUACACUGAUCUCUACUCUUAACUUUUUCUUCUAUUCUCGUACUAAUUGUUUGCGACGGAAAUGUUUUUUUUUAUUAAUAUUAAAAUGCACUUUUUUCCGAUUGCAUUAAUUAAAAUCAAAAUUUUUUGGUGCAUAUUAAUUACGGCGGAAUUACGCUAUCGAUGACGCUGUAUGAGGUUAUGGAUACACACUUUAUUUUGUUUUUUUUCUCUUGCUUGUCACGCGAUAAUUAUUGUGCUCGCAGUCACUGUUUAUGAUGUUUUCUUACAUAAAUGAUUGUGCUUACUGUGGAAAGGUGCAAAAAAUAUAGAAAUGAUUUGUAUAUUGAAAAACAAGAAAGUCCGUUUUUUAGUGCAAUGUCAUGGCUGUAUAUUAUAACUUAUACUGUACAAUCAGUCUGCUGAUAACAGAGUUAACAGAGAGGUGAUAUGGCUCUGAAAGGAAUCAAGGUCCUAGAGUUAGCUGGACUUGCUCCGGGACCUUAUUGCGGAAUGAUUUUGGCAGAUUUCGGGGCAUCCGUUAUCAGAGUGGAUAAGAUUGGAGGUCAAGCAUCAUUAGAUUGUUUAGGCCAUGGAAAGAGGUCGAUAGCAUUAAAUUUGAAGUCUGAAAAGGGCAUUAAUAUUUUUAAAAAAUUAAGUGAUCAAAGCGACGUUAUUAUUGAUACAUAUAGAAGAGGAGUCAUGGAAAAGCUGAAGAUUGGACCAAAGGAACUUAUGGCAACAAAUGAGAAAUUAAUAUAUGCUAGGUUAACUGGAUAUGGUCAAGAUGGCUCGUAUGCAGAUAUGGCUGGCCAUGAUAUCAACUAUUUAGGUUUAUCUGGAUUACUGUCUUUAUUCGGCCGAUAUGGUGAGAAACCUACACCACCCAUCAAUCUGGCUGCUGAUUUUGGUGGUGGUGGUUUAAUGUGCGCGUUUGGAAUAAUGUUGGCGUUAUAUGAGCGAACCAAGAGCAAUGUCGGACAGGUGAUAGAUGCAUCGAUGGUGGAGGGAUCGGCAUACUUAGGAUCUUGGUUAUUCAGAUCCCAAAAAAUGGGUAUAUGGGGAAAUCCACGCGGCAGAAAUAUUUUGGACACAGGAUCGCAUUUUUACGAUACAUACGAGACGAAGGAUAAACUUUACAUGUGCGUUGGAGCGCUCGAGCCACAGUUUUAUGACAUCUUCCUGGAGAAGCUCGGUCUCUCGAGCGACGAGAUACCGCAGUACGACAAUUUCGAGGAAAAUCGUUGCAGAAUUGCGGAAAUUUUCAAGACGAAAACACAGGCGGAAUGGUGCGCUAUAUUCGACGGCACUGAUGCAUGCGUGACACCGAUGCUAAGUUUGAAGGACGCCUCGUCACAUAUUCACAAUAAGCAGAGGCAGACAUUUACGACCGUAGGAGACGAUGUAAUUCCAAAUCCUUCUCCAUGUUUAUCUCGCACACCCGGCAUCUCUCUUGGAUCACAGAAAAAUCCACAAAUCGGUGAACACACAAUAGAAAUCUUAACUGAAUUCAAAUUUCAGUCUAAUGAAAUUGAAGAUCUAUUGUCAAAUGAGAUAGUUCACCAAGCGCAGCCAUACCAUACUUCUAAAAUUUAAAUCUGUCAGAGUUGACGUUGAAAUAUACAUACAUAUACACAAUCUACAUACAUAAAAUUUCUAUA